Molecule: messenger RNA, 2986 nt
Organism: Cylicocyclus nassatus
Lineage: Eukaryota; Metazoa; Nematoda; Chromadorea; Rhabditida; Strongylidae
Source: the annotation of a GenBank genome assembly
AGUCAUGCAGAAACGCGCGCGGGCUGUAGAGUCGCAGAAGCUGCGCCGCACCAUGAAGGGCCGAGGAGGCCGGAUGUCAGAUCCGAUCAGAGACAGCAUCGCCACACCAAUUGUAUAUGUCCGCCUUAUGUUGCUGUGGAUCGGCGUAAUAUCACUCGAUAUGUUGUGCGGAUUCCGCUUCGAGCUACUAUACCCAUUUUGGCUCAUUCUUCGCACGGGCUAUGAGGCGGUCCACAAAAACCACAAUGCAGUCGUCACAUUAGCAAAUCACAACACUGCAAAAUUCUCGGUGUUGUUCGUAUGCGUGACGGCAACAUCAGAUUUGAUCUGCUACUUAUUUAUACCAGUGAAAUUUCUGGUAUUUCUUGCCAGUACAUAUGUGUGGGUGCAUGUCAUUUGGCACUCUCAUGGUGGCUUUUUACGGACGCUGUCCGCAAUGAUUCACGAAAAACAAUGUUUCUCUGCACUAGCUUUUUGGAUAUUUAUAGUUGCUUUUGAGGCGGGGAUACGAUUGAAGUGUUUCCAUCUUGAAAUUGUUGGCUCAGACGUGCCGUUUUUGCAUUAUCUUUGUCCGAGCUGUUUACAAACACAAGGAUUAGCACCUGUAAUACCAAGAAGUUUAAAUUCAUUUUUUGGUGCACACUGUAUAGGAUAUCCACUAGUCAUAAUCUCCUUCAGCCUUCGAUACUACUUCAAGGAAUGGAGAAUCCGUCGAAAGCAAGAUGAUGUGUGUCGGCGAAAUGAGGUGCUGGCGCGAAUGUUGACGGAAGCGUUACCGGCCAUUUAUGAGGGUCCUAGAGACUACACGGCGAAAAACGCUAUACUUGAUGACGAGAGUGAUUUGCUUGAAUUGACAAAUGGGGCGGGGCAAGGAAUGCUGAUGCCGCCUCCACCUGCGUCAUCCGCUACCAAUGGCACAGUGCAUCAUGUUCAUCCUAGUAAGCGGACAUCUGGAAAGGUGGCACCGGUCAGCGGGCGGCAGCGUGGAUCAGGUCGAAUGAAGACGACGGCUACUGUGUCUGCAACGCAGAGUCAACAUUCGACUCCACUUACUAAGUCAGGUGCUGUAGCGUCAACGGGUGGAGUCGGCGAAAAACGGCGAGAGCGGGAAGAAGAUGAAGAGAGUGAAGCGAGUCUGUGUUGGCGUGAUGAUGCUAUUACGUCAACAGGAGGUCUUUCGGUGGUGCGGUUGGCAUGGGAGGCAUUCGUUUGGUUAACAACUUUAUUGUGGCCAUCUUCUGGUGAAGACGUGCGGGACGACUCGAGCUAUGGCGGCGACGAUGACGACGACGAUAGUGUACCCGAAGAAAACCCCAAAAAGUUAUCACGCGCAAGCAAUGGUGAUGUGGGUAAGCAGUUGCGAGCAUCGGUGACGACGACGACAUGUACUGCUUCAACACGUAAAGGCGGUCGAGGUGCGCGAGAGGGUGCGAAAGCGAAAGAGAAAGUUAUCACUGCAAAUGCUGUGGAAAGAGAAAAGCCUAACGGGCAGGCGAUGUCAAAUGGCAAAACAGCAAAUGGGACUACCUAUGAGUCAACGAGAGACUCGAGCUUGCCAAAAGAAAGUGGAACCGAUUCAAAUAGUGUUUCUUUGGAAGCGGAUCGAUUGCGCGCUGAAGUUAUGCAAUUGAAAACGGCGGAAGCAGAUGCAAGAAUCCAACUCUCCGUAAGUCAGAACAACGAAAAGCAUGCGAGACAGGAGGCUAUGCAGCUGCGCUCAAGGCUGGAGCAAAUGGAAGCAAGAUACAUGACAAUGGAAAAACUGAGAGAUGUUGAUCGUAACUCUUUGUCACAGCUAGAGAAGAAAUAUGCUGAGCUUAUGAAUAGGAAGAAUGACGUGGAGCGUGAAUUAAUGGAUGAAAGGAAGGCUCGCAAGGAGGACGGUGGAAAGCGAAUGGACUCUGCCGAACAGCAUCGAGAGAAAGAAAGACAACUGGAACAGGAAGUCGACAGACUACGAGCUGAAGCAUCGGCUAGGGAGGAAAGAGUGGCGGAUAUAGAAAAAGAGCUGCACGCACUUCGCAAGUAUAAGGAGACUAACGACAUUGAGGCGUUAAACAUGGAUUUGCGUAUCAUGAGAGAAAAGAUGGUACACUUGGAAGAAUCGCUUGCUGCUGAGAACAAACUGAAGCAGGAGCUCUUUCGUGCUCUUGGCGAUGCGAAGGCUAACAAUGCUCAUCUGCAAAGCCAACUUCGAGCCUACGAAAUCACAUCUGGAAUGCCAUUAUCGGUGUCAGUCGCACGUCCACCAUCAACUUCGCUUGCUCAGCAGGAAAAAGUUUCACCACAGCAGCAACAGCCACCACAGCACAAUCCAUACCAGAUGCCUAUGACCCAGCCACAAAAGAUGGACUCGACCAUGGCGACAAAUAACGCAUCAUCACACAUGGGUGUCGCUUAUGGAAAUCUCUACACCGCACUACAGCAGCAUCACUCUUCACCGACCGGCGAGCACGUACUUUUCGAGCAGUCGUCUCGUGGAAACAUGACUUCGUCCGGACUGAGCUGCGCACUCUCGCCUCACGAUCCUCUGCUAGCUUCUCGCAUGGGCAAAUUUGGAGCACCAGCCAACCCCGCACGUUCCAACUAGUCGGGCUACUCUUCCGCGCCUGUCGUCAUCGUCCCGCCAACACCGAUAUCGUCGUUUGUAUCCACGUCAUGAACCUUGAACAUCGACCGACCCGUGUCUCCUGCUCUGUAGUUCUGCUUUAUUCUCUUUCAUCAUAGUUGACUUCCCGGUAGUACUGGUUCCGUUCUGUACGUAUUUUGUUUCCUAACCCCUCUAACCACUGCGCUUUGUAAUCACGAUUCUGACAGCAUAAAUCCCAGUCUCUCACCCGCCCCUCGCUACGCUCUCUCGUGCGCUGUUCCUUCUGUAUCCUGUACUGUUAUACUCUAAUUUGUUGAUAACUUCUAUCUCCUUCCUUGUUUGUAGCGUUUGCACGUUUAUCGGAUCUCAUCAUACGGUUCAUGUUCGUUUUUUAUA